AGUUCGCGAACGGUUGUGUUUGGCGGGUCCUGCUUACCGCAAACUUUAGUGUACUUGACCCACCCCAAAGGAUAAUUAUCAAUCAACUAAUGGAUACAAGAAGUUGUCUCUGAAUUGUGUGCACCAAGUUGUCAGUGACCAAUUACUCUAACACUUCAUGUGGAAGUUGGAAUGGAUUAUUAGGUGGUGAAGGAUAAGGAAGAUGAAGAGACUACUAAUAUACGAUGUAAUGCGGACAAAUUUGCAUUCAAACUGAAAUAUCAAUUUGGUAAUGAUGUAGUGGAAAGAAUAUGACUCAUAUCAAGAAUGGUCAAUAUUAAUAAUUUAUGGCCAAACAUAUCAAACGGAUCUCCAUGAUAGAAGAAGAGCUUAUGGCGUGGGCUCUUCUGCUGCUUUUCUUCGUACACCAAGGGGCAGAUGGGUCUCGUAGAUUCAGAACAGACUUCCUACAAGACCUUCCCACCCCUGGAACAGGUCCAUCCUUUGAUACUUCCAUCCCUAGCAACCUAACAGGUCUGGUGGGGAAAACCGCUUAUCUCAACUGUCGAGUGAGGAAUCUAGGCAACAGAACGGUAUCAUGGGUUCGACACAGGGAUAUUCAUCUACUGACGGUUGGUAGAUACACCUACACUAGUGAUCAAAGGUUUGAGGCAGUCCAUUCCCCACACACGGAAGAUUGGACGCUAAGGAUAAGAUAUCCUCAGAAGAAGGACACGGGUAUAUACGAGUGUCAGAUCAGUACUACUCCUCCUAUAGGACAUCCAGUCUACCUAAAUGUUGUUGAACCUAUCACCAACAUUCUGGGAGGGCCAGAACUUUUCAUCAACAAAGGCAGCACCAUCAACCUGACCUGCCUUGUGGAGUUUGCUCCUGAACCACCUCCCAUCAUGCUGUGGAGCCAUAACCGUGAGCCAAUAAACUUUGACUCGCCACGUGGAGGGGUGAGUCUCGUCACAGAGAAGGGGGUGGUCACCAACAGCAGAUUGUUGAUACAGAACGCUGUACACACAGACAACGGAGUGUACACAUGCGACCCGUCCAACGCCAACUCGGCUAGCAUACGGGUGCACAUACUCAACGGAGAGCACCCAGCAGCCAUGUACCAUGGAGCCUCUAGUCCACUAAGACCUCCCUUACUCUACGCCCUCGUCUGCACUCUCCUACUGCAGAUGGUUAUAUAGCAGAAGUUGUGCCGGGUAACCUGAACCUCGGCACUUUGUGACUGACAGACGUUCUAGAUUUUACAUUUCAAAAUUCGUAACCGGACCUAACCCGCUUUCAAAAAUAUCGCCGUCAAUGACUGACGAUUAAAUAAGUUUUUGAAACCCACGUAAACGUGACUAGUGUGAAAUGGGAAGGUUUUGAAGUGCUUUCAAGAGUGUACAGCUUUCGAAGACACAAAUAAAGUAAUAGAUUCUGCAAAGGUGGAGGAAAUGUAAUAUUUUCCAGGAACAUUUGAAGUGUUGUUAAGUUUGUAAACGCUGUGAAGUGUGCAAAGUGAAGUGGUAUGAACAGGUUUCUGACCAAGCUGCAAUAAAUGCUCAAGCAAACGAAGAAUCCCUAAUAUUUGUACUUGUUAUUGAUGAAAGACUGAAAAGGAUGAUACUUAAACUGAAAGUUACCGUUAAUAGAUGUGCAAUUUAUCGUUUAACGAAUAAAAGUAUUUGAAAUAAAACGAUAUGUUUAUAUAUUUGUAAGUAUCGCUAUGCUAAAGUGAUUUGUUAAGUUGUUUUCAUGAAGUUACCUAGGUAAAUAAAGCUAUAAAAUAGCAUAACUUCAACGAAUUAAGAAUAAUUUAACCACAACAAUUUUAUCGGGAUCACUUUUGUUCAAACAGAUUAGUUUUUUGAAAAACAGUUUAACGCCUUUAUGCUAUACAUUUAAUAUUUGCUAGUUUAUUCAUUUACUGUUCGCAAAUAUUCUUUGGAUUAAUUUGGAAAACAAUUAUGCAAUUUUUAACGAAUCGAAAUUUCGAUAAAAUAAUUAAAAAAUUAUUUCUAUUCAAUUGAACGUGAAAAGCAAAUUCCACGGAUAUAUUUCAAUUAGACGAGGUGUGUUAAUUGAAUAUGAUGCUAUUUGGUUAAGUGGAUAAUGGACCAAUUUGAUCAUAUUAAAAUAUAUUACGCCCUUAUUAAUGGGUUUAAAUACAGGCAUACCUGAACCAUCAUAUCUAUAGACUGUAUUAACACGUUUUAUAACGGUGGUUUUGACUCUGAAAUUUUCAAUUGUUUUUGCAUAUGGCUGUAAUAACAUAAUUUGUAACUUUUGUGUUAUGUCUUCAAUUUUUACAUAUCUGUCGAUGGGUUUUAACCUAAACAAUGUAUUAUAUACUGAGAAUUGAAAACUAUCAAUAAAUACAACAUGUUUGCAUUAAAACUAUUUAGUUUACAACUAUGAAAAUAAAUAACAAUUUAUAAAUGUACUUCAUGAUAAGAAUUAAAUAACCAUUUGAUUACUUUUAUUAAUGGCCUUUAUAUUAAACUAAAUUUUAAAUACAAAUAAAUGGUCCAAAUUGUUGAAA
Molecule: messenger RNA, 2521 nt
Organism: Macrosteles quadrilineatus (aster leafhopper)
Lineage: Eukaryota; Metazoa; Arthropoda; Insecta; Hemiptera; Cicadellidae
Product: zwei Ig domain protein zig-8-like
Exons: 8
Coding region: 327-1181 (284 amino acids)
Biological process (GO): synapse organization
Cellular component (GO): neuron projection membrane
Source: RefSeq, a predicted model, not a curated record